Molecule: messenger RNA, 3837 nt
Organism: Cyprinodon variegatus (sheepshead minnow)
Lineage: Eukaryota; Metazoa; Chordata; Actinopteri; Cyprinodontiformes; Cyprinodontidae
Product: dentin sialophosphoprotein-like
Exons: 6
Coding region: 120-3176 (1018 amino acids)
Molecular function (GO): RNA polymerase II CTD heptapeptide repeat phosphatase activity
Source: RefSeq, a predicted model, not a curated record
GACCAGCCAUGGUCUCGGCUCUUUCAAUCUUCUUUCCUAAUGGAGCUUGCAGGUAGCUGGAGUUUGGAUUAUUCAAUGAGUAAAGACUAUUAGUCCAAGCUGAGAAUUUUUCUUUUGCAAUGUAUUUGGAAAACACUGAGCAGGGGAAAGUCAGUGGAGAAGGGGAGAUUUCCACUGAAGCCAUUCUUUCUGGACAAUGUGCAGUCUCUAAAGUAACGGGAGCUGCUGGUUUAGGCAGCUCUUCAAAGGGAAGUGCUGAACUGGACAUAAGGGCCCUUGUGGAACACACAGAGCAGAGUGUAAGCGCAAGAAUGGACCCACCUCUUCUUUAUAUGCAGAGCUGCAGCGUGAACACAGAGCUGACUGAGCCAUGCACGGAUUGUAAAGGACUUGUUGAGAGCUUUGAGGAAUAUUCUUCAGCAGAUGGACUUUUUGAAUCUGAACAGACCCUCGAAGAGACUGAGUGCACAGGGUUAAGCCAACUAUAUGAUGAAUGUACUCAACCCUGUGAGUGUUUUAAAGCUUGCAAGUCCCCAGAGCAUUGUGCUAAUCAUAGCUUAGCCUCUAAAAGUACCCUUUGGUGUGAACACUUUCCAGAACACCUCCUAUUAUUUCAGCCAUGUAAGCCCUCUGAUCAACAGUCGGAGUGUACAGAUUAUGAGCCUGAUGACUUGGAAUUGACUUCUGAAAGUUUUGAAGACUUGGAAAUGCCUGUUUUUGUGUCUGAACACACAGAAAACCUUGAACUGCCUGUGGAUCAUCUGUGUGAGAACUCUGACACUGAGCAGGACCUGCCAACAGAGGAUUCAGAGCAAAGUUUAACACAAAACAUUUCCAACUCAAUGGAGUGUUUAACCUGCCUUACCGACGUCUCUGAAAAUGAUGAAAGUCAGGCUGAAGCUGAAUACACAGACAAUGAGGGUAAUGAAGAGGAUGACAGCUAUGAACUUAACGAGAUGGAAGUCAGCGAUGAAGAAUAUGCCUUAUCAUCAAAGGACACGCCUGAUGACACCUGUGAAAGCGAUGUUGGUGAAGAAGAAAACUGCGAACAUAUUUUUACUGCUGAUGUUUCCACAGACGUUGGUGAGUUCUAUGAAGAUGACUCUGAGGAUGACCCACAUCAGCAUUGUGAGUAUGAGGACAAUGUAGAGUCCUACUUGGAGGAAGACCUGUCUUCAGAUGACUCUAAUUUCUUUAAGUCUUGUCUUGAAGAUGGUCUACCUUCUGAUCCCUCUUCCGAUUCAUCAGAGGAAUCUGAUAAAGCUGCUCAGGAUGAUUCAUGUGAUGAACAAAUGCAGUGGGAAUCUUUUGAAGAGAAUGAUGCAGAAAAAGAUUCAAGUAUUAUCAAGACUAGCGAGGAGGAAAAGAAGAAAAGCUUCACCCUUGAUGCUGUCAUUGAGGAUUACUUUGAUUUAUUUGACAGAGCAUACCCCUCUGGACAGGGAUUUACACAAAAGCAGCAUUACAUCUCCUGCUUCGACGGGGGCGAUAUUCACUACCACCUCCAUCUUGAACAGGAGGCUCAGAAACAAAGGGUCAAAAUAGCCCCAAAACUGGAUGAGAAAAAUUAUGUGAUCAAAGAGCAACAGAAGGAUUUGUUCACUGAAGAGGCAACUGAAUUAACAACCACAGAAAAUAAUGAGCAAUCUAAUGAUUCAGAGGAGAAAGAUUUGGACCAGAGAGAGUCAAACUCUUGUGUUUCGGAGAGCCAGGCUGAAGACUGGACCAUAAAAUCUGAAUCAAGUUCAACAAAGGAUGAAGAUAAUGACUCUGAGACCUUUGGUCUUUAUCCAGAGUAUUAUCAGGAGUCUGAAGAUGAUGAGUUAUGUUGUGAUGAUGAAGCUUGGGGAUUUGAUGGACAAGUUUCCGAUGAGUAUGAUGAAGAACCCGAUUUCUGCUUUGAUACAUGCAAAGAGGAGAGUAAGUUUGCACCCUGUGCCAAAGAAAUCUCUGUUGAGGGCGAUGUGUAUGAAGAUUCCAUCUCUGCCAGUGAGAACAAAGACUUGGUUAGUGAAGCUGCAUUUAAAGGAGAUUUGGACAUAAAUUCUGACCUCCAAGACUAUGAAAAUGACAAAUGGGACCUGGAAAUGGAUGUUUUUUGUUCAUGUUCAGAGAUGGAGCCGUAUUGGGCACUUAUAGAUACAGAGCAAACUGGAGAAUUUAGUUCCCCAGGGGUUGAGGAUUACUAUGCUUAUCAGAUUAGAAGCAUUCAGUCUUCAGGUACACAACCCUUAAAUGAGUUUAUACCGAACAUCAGCUCUACUGAUAAAAACAGUAAAGGUAAAGCUGAUGAUGACGCUUUCAGGAAUGAAAGGAAAGAUGCUAUUUCAUCUGAUAGAGACCUGGAAGAUGGCGAAGUGUGGCCAGAGCGGGAGUCAUCAGUUGAAUUAGGAGUUAAUGUUGUCAAAAUAAUUCCCAACAAACAAAGUUCAGAAGCUGACAAUGAACUGCAAGAAUUAACAUCCCCUCUGGGUAUUAUUCACAGUGUUGUCUCAAAGCUUGAGGCCACACAAAGCAGGGAUUCAGAGGAGGAGGAAGAGGAGGAAGAGAGUGAUGAUGAAUCCAUCGAGCAAUGCGAAUGUGAAUACUGCAUCCCACCAAGGCAGCAGGUUCCGGCAAAACCACUGCUCUCACAAUCAGCAUCCGAUGAUCCAGCAAAGAUCUGCGUCGUCAUUGAUUUGGAUGAGACACUAGUGCAUAGUUCAUUUAAGCCUUUAAGCAAUGCAGAUUUUAUCAUUCCAGUGGAAAUUGAAGGGGUUGUUCAUCAGGUGCACGUACUGAAGAGACCCCAUGUUGAUGAGUUCCUCAGCAGAAUGGGGGAGAUGUUCGAAUGUGUUUUGUUCACAGCAAGCUUAUCCAAGUAUGCAGAUCCUGUGUCUGACCUGUUGGAUAAAGGUGGAGCUUUCCAAAGUCGGCUCUUUCGAGAGGCGUGUGUCUACCACAAAGGGAACUAUGUUAAAGAUCUUAGUCGUUUGGGGAGAGACCUUAAAAGGGUCAUCAUUAUAGACAACUCCCCAGCCUCCUACAUCUUCCAUCCAGACAACGCGGUUCCCGUCGUCUCCUGGUUUGACGACAUGUCGGACACUGAGCUUCUGGAUCUUAUCCCGUUCUUUGAGAGCCUCAGCAAAGUUGAUGACAUCUAUGAUGUCCUGAAGAAGCAGAGGACUUCAAGUUAACAGAGGCAGGAUAUUUGGAUGCAAAGAUCACCAGCGAAUGACAAUAUGGGGCCAUGGAGGCUGGUGAGCCGCAGGCUCCAUCGUGCUUCCUUUAACAAGGACCAUGCUUAAAAAACAUUUAAAAAAAGAUAUGUUUUAUCUAAACUCAUAAUCCUACAGCAUGUUGGAUAAAUCCAUCCAUUACAUUGGAAUGCUUGAGACUUACCAUGAGAUAACAUGGCCUCUGUAGAUAACUUGAGAGCACUAUGUGUGUGUGUUGUUAUUAUGUGACAGCUGUGACCUUUGUAAGUGUGCGGCAAAACUAGAUUGUGUGAACAGUUGCGCAGCCCACUACAAAUAGUACUUGACAAAUGAACUACCAUUAGUCAUUUUAAUGUCAGUAUAAUGUAGCAUUUGUACAAUGGUUUCAUUAAAAGUAUGACACAGAAAAUAACACAUCAAAGAAAGGUUUUUUUUGUAUUCCCUUUAAUAUAAUUGAUACCAAUAUCUGAAUACAUCUGCAGCUGAUGAAGUUUACUUCUGUAUUUAAAGGCAAAAACUUUUUUUAAUGCAUGAUCUGAUGUGUACAAAAAAGUUAUAAACCCAGCUGUUUAUUUAUUUACUGUUUGCUUUUGAACAUACCUUUUUACUGUUUAUGUGCUAGAGAAAAUAAAAGAAGUAA